AUGCCUUCGGCAGGUGGAGUGCCAGCUCCUACCAUCACUCCUUUAAGAUUAAACGUACAUGGAAAAUCUUCUAAUACAAUUGAUACUGGAACAUUUAUUGAAUUGGGCAAAGAUAGUCCUGAUUUUCUAAUCUAUUUCACUACGAAUGGUGAAACGCCCAAUCCAUCGCAUCGGAUCUUUGCAGGUCGUGAAGUUACCUAUCGUUACCGAGCCCCAUUUCAACUUAAAAGCGGUCGUCGAACUGUAAAGGCAAUUGCUGUUCAUAGGGUGACUAAAGCUGAAAGUCACAUCGUUAGCAAAACAUUUACCGUCGUACAGUUAGCGAAUUCUAGCAGCAGCGGUAGCGUUUCUGGAGACGAACAUCCAAAAUCAAUUGUUCCAGCUCACGGUGAUACUCAUUGUUCCAUGGAUGACUCAUUGGAUAGCUUUUUAAAAAAAGGUACAGACCAGGGAUUUGCAGCCACGAAUCACUCGGGCACGCAGAUCAAUGUCUAUGGCAGUGUACCAGGCGUAGGCUGGGACAUGAAAACUCCCGAUGGAAACAACUUUACCAGCAACUUUUUACCACCUCUCCAAGCGCCACAGCUAUAUGCCCCGCCGCUCAUCCCAACAGAACCCGGAAUUACACAACAACAACUCACUGCUAUUGUCGGCCAUUUGACUCAGGUGUUGAUAUUUGCUAGUUUUAUUCUUAAUUUUUUAAGCUUAUUAAAAAAGUUCAACCAAACGAGUACUUCUCUUUUAAUGAUUCCCUUUUCGUUAAGGCGCUUGCUAUAA
Hydatigera taeniaeformis is the source of this 777-nucleotide messenger RNA. The record is from the annotation of a GenBank genome assembly. NCBI's taxonomy places the organism in Eukaryota, Metazoa, Platyhelminthes, Cestoda, Cyclophyllidea, Taeniidae.